UUACGGCAGCGCUGAAGCUUAUAUUCGGCGCCGCUACAUGCACGAUUAAGCUGACGGUUUCAUUCCUGCAGUUACAGAAAUGGACUCUCUGCAUGUGUCCUCGCACCCUGAUGACUUCAAGAGUUUACUGGUCCUGAUUGCUGCUCAGUACGCUCCGACUCAACCACGUGUGUGUGCUAAGGACUGUCCCAAAAAUGUUGUUCACACUUGUCCUGCCUUGGUUCUGGGAGGAGAUGAUGGAACGACUCUGCGUGGUGCCGGCGCUGUCGGGUGGUAUCUGUGCUCUUCAGCCAAGAUGGUGGGCAGCAAUGCCAAGCAGCAGAGCCAGGUGUGGGAGUGGCUGAGCUUUGCCGAAAACGAGCUGAUUCCUCCGGCCUGUUCCGUGGCCUUCCCUCUUUUGGGUGUAACGGGCAUCGACAAAAAGCUUCAGCAGAGUUCUCACGGUGAGCUGCUGCGUGUUCUGAAGAUACUAGAUCAGGCUUUAGAGCCGCGAACGUUCCUGGUCGGAGAGAGCUUGUCUCUGGCCGACGUGGCGGUCGUGACUGCUGUGCUGCUGCCUUUUAAAUAUGUCUUGGAGCCUCCAAAGAGGAAGUCACUGGUGAACGUGAGCAGGUGGUUUGAUACUUGCGUGAACCAGCCUCAGUUCCAGAAGGUGUUGGGUAAAAUCUCUCUCUGUGAGAAAAUGGUGCCUGUGACGCCUAAACCUAACCCUGCUUCCACCGAUGCUGCUGGGAACACUGGCACUGCUAACGGCGAUACACCUAAGACAGAAGCCCAGCUGAAAAAAGAGGCCAAAAAGCGUGAAAAGAUGGAGAAGUUCCAGCAAAAGAAAGAGAUGGAGGAGAAGAAGAAGCAGAUGCAGUCUCAGUCUGAGAAAAAAGCCAAACCGGAAAAGAAGGAACUGGGUGUGAUCACGUACAACAUCAAGACUCCAGAAGGGGAGAAAAAAGAUGUGCUGAGCCCUCUGCCGGACUCGUACAGUCCUCAGUACGUGGAAGCAGCCUGGUACCCCUGGUGGGAGAAACAGGGUUUCUUCAAACCUGAAUAUGGCCGGAAGAGCAUCAGUGAAGUGAACCCUCGUGGGACUUUUAUGAUAUGCAUCCCUCCUCCCAAUGUGACCGGCUCUCUUCAUUUGGGUCAUGCGUUAACCAACGCCAUCCAGGACUGCCUCACCAGAUGGCACAGGAUGAAAGGCGAGACCACGCUGUGGAACCCGGGCUGUGAUCACGCUGGCAUUGCCACUCAGGUGGUGGUGGAGAAGAAACUGAUGAGGGAGAGAGGCAUGACCAGACAUGACCUCGGCCGAGAGAAGUUCAUCGAAGAGGUCUGGAAGUGGAAAGAUGAAAAGGGUGAUCGUAUCUACCACCAGCUGAAGAAACUUGGCUCUUCCCUGGACUGGGACCGAGCAUGUUUCACUAUGGAUCCUAAACUAUCCUACGCUGUUCAGGAGUCGUUUAUCCGUAUGCACGAGGAGGGGGUGAUCUACAGGAGCAAGAGACUGGUCAACUGGUCCUGCACCCUCAACUCUGCCAUCUCCGAUAUAGAGGUGGAUAAGAAAGAGCUGACGGGCAGAACUAUGCUUUCGGUGCCAGGCUAUAAGGAGAAGGUGGAGUUCGGAGUGCUGGUGUCAUUCUCCUACAAGAUCGAGGGAUCAGAUGAGGAGGUGGUUGUAGCGACUACACGUAUCGAGACCAUGUUGGGUGAUACAGGUGUGGCUGUGCAUCCUAAAGAUUCCAGAUAUACGCACCUAAAAGGAAAGGUGGCGAUUCACCCAUUCUGUAACCGUAAGCUUCCCAUCGUGUUCGACGACUUUGUGGACAUGGAGUUUGGAACAGGUGCGGUGAAGAUCACACCUGCUCAUGACCACAACGACUACGAAGUGGGCGUGAGACACAAUUUGCCCUUCGUCAACAUCCUGGAUGAGAAUGGUGUACUCGUCAAUGUGCCUUCUCCAUUCCUGGGCAUGAAGCGUUUCGAGGCGAGGAAAAUGGUGCUCCAAGCCCUGAAGGAAAAAGGCCAGUUUAAGGAGAUCAAAGAUAAUCCCAUGGUGGUGCCGAUGUGCAGCCGCUCUAAGGACAUUGUCGAGCCUUUCCUGAAGCCGCAGUGGUAUGUUGCCUGCGCGGAGAUGGGGAGGCAGGCGGCCGAAGUCGUCAGGAGCGGAGAGCUGAAGAUCAUCCCAGACCACCACCUCAAAACCUGGUUUAACUGGAUGGAUAACAUCAGGGAUUGGUGUAUCUCUCGUCAGCUCUGGUGGGGUCACAGGAUCCCAGCGUAUUUCGUCACAGUGAACGAUCCUUCAGUGAAACCAGGGGAGGAUGUAGACGGUCAUUACUGGGUCAGUGGAAGGUCAGAGGAAGAAGCUCGGGAAAAAGCUGCGAAGCGCUUCAACGUCACCGUGGACAAAAUCUCCCUCCGCCAAGAUGAGGACGUCUUGGAUACCUGGUAUUCCUCUGGAAUCUUUCCCUUUUCCAUCUUUGGAUGGCCAAAUGACAACGAGGACCUGAGAGUGUUCUAUCCAGGCACUCUUUUGGAGACGGGACACGACAUCCUGUUCUUUUGGGUGGCUCGCAUGGUCAUGAUGGGGCUCAAACUCACAGGCAAACUUCCUUUUAAAGAGGUGUACCUGCACGCUGUGGUGAGGGACGCUCACGGAAGAAAGAUGAGCAAGUCUCUGGGAAACGUCAUUGAUCCUCUGGAUGUCAUCACUGGAAUCUCACUGGAGGGUCUCCAUGAGCAGCUGAAGGACAGCAAUCUGGACCCUCUGGAGAUCGAGAGGGCUAAACAGGGACAGAAAUCUGAUUACCCCAAUGGAAUUCCCGAGUGUGGAACUGAUGCUCUGAGGUUUGCUCUGUGCGCCUACACCAGCCAAGGACGGGACAUAAACCUGGACGUGAACAGGAUCCUGGGCUACAGGCAUUUCUGCAACAAGCUGUGGAACGCUGUUAAGUUUGCCAUAAAGACGCUGGGGGAGGGCUUCGUGCCGUGGGAGAAAGCUCAGCUGUCCGGCAGCGAGGGUGUGUCCGAUAAGUGGAUUUUGUCUCGCCUCAGCGCCGCUGUGGCCCUCUGUGAAAAUGGAUUCCAGGCCUAUGAUUUCCCAGCCAUCACCACAUCCAUCUACAACUUCUGGCUCUACGAACUGUGUGAUGUUUACCUGGAAAGCGUGAAACCUGUGAUAAGCAGAACAGAUGCAGAAGGCAAAAAGCAAGCAGACAUUUGCAGGCAGACUCUCUACACCUGUCUGGAUGUGGGGCUCCGCCUCCUGUCUCCCAUUAUGCCCUUCGUCACAGAAGAGCUCUUCCAAAGGUUGCCAAGGAGGCGGUCUAAGGACAGCCCCCCCAGCAUCUCUGUCACCCCCUACCCAGAAACCUCAGAGUUUUGCUGGCACAGCGAGGAACUCGACCAGCAGAUGGAGUUUGUGAUGACCGUGGUCAGAACCAUUAGAUCACUCAGGGCCGACUACAACCUGACCAAGACCCGCCCGGACUGUUACCUGCAGUGCAUCGACUCUGCCACGGCAUCUCUGGUGAAGAAAUACAGUCUGCAGAUCCAGACUCUGUCCUACUCUCAGGCUAUCCACCUGGUCAUCGGGAACGAACAGGCAAUCCCAGAGGGCUGUGCGGUGGCCAUCGCUUCAGACAAAUGCACCAUCCAUCUCGUGCUGAAGGGCUCGAUUGAUGUGGAAAAGGAGGUGGUCAAGCUGACGACGAAGAAGGCCGAGCUGGAGAAACAGAUGGAGAAAUUGCAGGAGAAAAUGAAGAAGAGCGACUACAAAGAGAAAGUUCCAGCGAAGGUUCAAGAGCAGGAUGCCGAGAAGCUGAGGCAGAAUCAGACCGAGCUGCAGAAAGUGACAGAAGCUAUACAGAACUUCAGGAAGAUGAUGUAACAUGUAGUCUACUUUUUUCACCCCCUUUUUUUUUUUCACACUGAUUGCUUUCUGUAUCAAUAUUUACACACUGAUUGCUUUCUCUCUGUAGUUGUGAAGGUGUAUCUAUAAUGUUUUUAACUGGUGUAAUCAUGACGAGUACUUAAUCAAAUACAAAUAUUGGCUUCAACAUUUA
Messenger RNA from Clarias gariepinus (North African catfish), 4058 nucleotides. It is a transcript of the gene vars1, whose product is annotated as valyl-tRNA synthetase 1. Lineage: Eukaryota; Metazoa; Chordata; Actinopteri; Siluriformes; Clariidae. The transcript has 31 exons. Gene Ontology annotation, biological process: valyl-tRNA aminoacylation. Gene Ontology annotation, cellular component: cytosol. Gene Ontology annotation, molecular function: ATP binding; valine-tRNA ligase activity; aminoacyl-tRNA deacylase activity. Bases 80 to 3883 code for a protein of 1267 amino acids. The record is from RefSeq and is a predicted model, not a curated record.